This is a messenger RNA of Recurvomyces mirabilis, 606 nucleotides long. RefSeq lists its product as uncharacterized. Gene Ontology annotation, molecular function: RNA binding; translation initiation factor activity. The record is from RefSeq and is a predicted model, not a curated record. Gene Ontology annotation, cellular component: nucleus. Bases 1 to 606 code for a protein of 201 amino acids. NCBI's taxonomy places the organism in Eukaryota, Fungi, Ascomycota, Dothideomycetes, Mycosphaerellales, Teratosphaeriaceae. The transcript has 2 exons. Gene Ontology annotation, biological process: translational initiation.
AUGGAGUCGAACAUAAUCCAGCCAAGUGCAUUUACCACCAACUACCUGCUUCCUGGUCUGAAAAAGCCGACUGGAUCAUCUGUCAAAGAAGACCUAUCAGAUCGCAUUGGUCUACUUGAGCUCUUUUGCGGCGAGGCCAAGCUUAAAUCAACCAGCUUGAGAAGGUGUCACUUGAUCACUCGACUUGCAGCACACAAGAUGCCCAAGCCUAAACGAAGCAUUAAUGCUGUCGCAGAGGAAACUUUGACACCGCCAGCUACACUUCCCGAGCAGCAUCAAAUAGCUCAACUGAAACAUGCUGCUGGCAAGAAUCUUUACCAUGUCGAGGUCUCGGACAAACAGACAUUUCUCGCUGAGCUAAACCAGAAGUUCCGAUCCACGAUUUGGCUGAAGCGAGGCUGCUACGUCGUGGUUGAUACGGCAGCUCUGGCGAAUCGAGAAAACAAGCUCGGUGGCGAGAUUGUAAAUGUUGUGGGCGAUGAGAAGGCUUGGCGAAAGAUGCUAUACUGGCCCACGAACUUCGUCCCGAGGCGAUCUGCCUAUGGUGAUGAGUCCGAGGACGAAGGGCCGCAGAUGCCGCCAUCGGACGAUGAAGACGAGGGUUGA